This is a messenger RNA of Orussus abietinus, 1309 nucleotides long. RefSeq lists its product as uncharacterized. The transcript is spliced from 6 exons. The record is from RefSeq and is a predicted model, not a curated record. Bases 295 to 963 code for a protein of 222 amino acids. NCBI's taxonomy places the organism in Eukaryota, Metazoa, Arthropoda, Insecta, Hymenoptera, Orussidae.
AAUAAUAUUCAGCCCUGGCGCACUCGUCGACGUCGACGUCCCCCACAGGAACGUUACAACAAAUACAUAAAAUAAAAUCCGCACCCUAAUCAUACGGGGAAGCUUUGGAUUCUUUACGUCCGUCCAACGUUAAGGUGUUCAGUUAUUAUCAAGACCCUUUAUCAGUGAAAGUUAUUGAUUCGGUUCGCACCUAGAAAUUCCAGCCGCUCCGAAACACCCCAUAAGGGCUGUUUUUAUUCUUCAGGGUGAGAAGUGGGUCUUCAAACAUAACCAGGGAUCUUCCACUCUCCGAGGAUGAUCUUCAGGUUGCUGACGACCUGCCUGCACUUCUUCAGCUUGAAGCAGGGCACCAUCCUCAUCGCGAUCACGCAUUUGUUCAGUUCGGGAUUUAUCCUGAUAAUACAGCUCCUGAUGCUGGCCCACGCGAUGGAGAUCCGAGAGCUGGUCGCCAUAGAUAAAGAGGACGCUCUGGAACGAGAAGCCCUGGACGACGUAUCUUCUAGACACCUCACUACAAGGAUAAUGGAUGAGGCUCAUCGAAACGCCAUAUCGGAGUUGUACUGGCUGUAUUGCUUCCUGAUGAUAACUAUCAUCCACCUGUUCACGACGAUGCUCCUACUGUACGGGGCUAUAAAGGAUAACCGGCUCUUCAUGGCGCCCUGGAUGAUGGUGAUGAUGGCGAAGAUCAUCUACCUGACCCUAUCACUCGUGAUAGUGCACGAGGGUGGUCCCAUAGUCGCCCUGUUAGGAAAGGCGCAUUUCAUAGAAAGGAUGUUCAUCGUCCUGAUCAUCCUGAUCUGCAUCGACGUGUGGUUCACCGUCUACACGACGUACGAGAGCUUGGACACGAAGAAGAAGGGCCUAACCCACGAAGUGCACGACCCGAAGAAGCAGCCCCGUCUAAUAAUCGAGAAUACAAAGUUCCGAUGCAACGCUUCUUCGAGUCGACCCUUAGACGUUUAAUAGAUAGAAAAAUCGCUUGAAGAGAGAGAGAGAGAAAAAAGGAGACAUAUUUCGAAAAUGGGAAGAGACCCACAGCCAGCUCGAUUACUAUCGGGUCGACCCAUAAAUUCAUGCGGUAUAAAAAAUGAACAAAAUGUAUCAUAUCACGUUCUUUCACCCGAGGGAUGGAAAAAAAAAAGAAAAAAAAACUGCCUGAACGUUGAGAACAAUUAGUGAACGAAGGAGACCCUUGAUCAGUAUUGUUACAAUUGUUAAACACUGUUGAACGUCACUUCUUGGAGUAAAUCAAGCGCAUCCGAAAACGACGUAUUAAGGCUUCAUGAAAGUGACGUCAGAGGUGUCUCGU